AUGCCUCAGAACGAAUAUGUCGAACGUUGGCAGAAACUGCACGGAAAGCGGUUUGAUGCGGAAGAGCGGGCCCGCAAGCGUGAGGCUCGUGAGAGCCAUCAGAAGUCCAAGGAUGCGCAGAAUCUGCGUGGUCUGCGGGCCAAGCUGAUGCAGCAGCAGCGCCACAAGGAGAAGAUCCAGAUGCGCAAGCGCAUCAAGGCCCAGGAGGAGCGCAACGUCAAGUCCAGCUCUGGCGAUGCCGAGCCCAAGUCCGCCGUCCCGCACUACCUUCUCGACCGAUCCGAGGCCACGAACGCCAAGGCCCUGUCGUCUGCCAUCAAGGACAAGCGGAAUGAGAAGGCGGCCAAGUUCUCCGUGCCGAUUCCUAAAGUCCGUGGUAUUUCGGAGGAGGAGAUGUUCAAGGUUGUCAACACCGGCAAGAAGACGCACAAGAAGUCGUGGAAGAGAAUGAUCACGAAGCCCACCUUUGUGGGACAGGAUUUCACCCGGCAGAAUGUGAAAUACGAGCGGUUUAUCCGGCCAAUGGGUCUGCGUUACAAGAAGGCCAACGUCACUCAUCCCAAGCUCGGUGUCACCGUCCAACUCCCGAUCAUCAACGUCCAGAAGAACCCCAACAACCCUCUCUACACUCGUCUCGGAGUCUUGAGCCGUGGAACUGUUAUCGAGGUCAACGUCAGCGAACUUGGAAUGGUCACAACCGCCGGUAAGGUGGUGUGGGCCAAGUAUGCCCAGAUUACUAACAACCCUGAGAACGACGGCUGCGUCAAUGCGGUCCUUCUCGUCUAA
This is a messenger RNA of Aspergillus terreus NIH2624, 786 nucleotides long. Its product is annotated as ribosome biogenesis protein NSA2. Lineage: Eukaryota; Fungi; Ascomycota; Eurotiomycetes; Eurotiales; Aspergillaceae. The record is from RefSeq and is a predicted model, not a curated record. Gene Ontology annotation, biological process: maturation of 5.8S rRNA; maturation of LSU-rRNA. Bases 1 to 786 code for a protein of 261 amino acids. The transcript has 5 exons. Gene Ontology annotation, cellular component: nucleolus; preribosome, large subunit precursor.